CUCGGAGUCCGGGGCGAUUUCGGCGAUCAAAUACCGUAGUAUACUCGGUAUACAUAUAGCCUAUAAUAAUACCGUAUAGGCCCUUAUAUAUCCUGGCAAUAUUGUAUAACGCCACAAUGGGGCCUUACGAUCGCGGAGCUACAUGCACUGGCCGUCGCGGCUUCGAACUAAGCUCGGGGCUACUUCGAUUGUAUCACUCUUUCGGUAUGGAUACAUCGCGCAAGGCAAAUCUUGAAUAUUUAGAAGAUAGUCCCGAGGCUGUCAUUGCCUAUGCCGCGGGAAAUGCUUUGGUCAUUUUAUUCGUGCCCUCGAUGAAGAGAAAGUAUGUAUUCGGGAUCGACAGGACAGGCGUCGGCUCGUUUGCCGUACAUCCUACACGCAAAUCCUUCACGGUGGGCGAAAAGGGAAGAGAUCCAAAAUUGUGUGUUUAUGAGUAUCCAAGUCUUGACCUCAUUAAGAUUUUACGGAAUGGAGCCGUGCGAAGCUUCGCUUGCAUGUCGUAUUCUAGCGGUGGCGGAAAACUCGCGACAGUAUCCGGGUCACCUGAUUUUAUGCUCAGCAUUUGGGAUUGGAACAAGGAACAAAUGCUUCUUCAAAGCAAGGUGCGUAGAUUUGAUGCAUUGAGGAUCCGAAUUAGUGCCUGUGAGCUUAGGCGUUUGGUCAAGAAGUUUAUAGUGUCAAGUUUUCUCCGGUAAACGAUGGCCGGUUGACAACAGCAGGGACAGGCCACAUUCGCUUCUGGAAAAUGGCAUCAACAUUCACUGGGCUGAAGCUGCAAGGGGACAUAGGGAAAUUUGGAAAGGUAGCCCGCUCCAGCCCGAACAUGAUUGAAAUAUGCCUACUCAACCCAUGAUUGCAGGUAGAACUGACUGACAUUCAUUCUUUUGUUGAAUUGCCCAACAAUCAAAUACUUUCCUCCACGGAGUCCGGAUCUCUUUUGUUAUGGGAAGGACACUUCAUUAAAUGCCGUAUCAAGCGCAACUCUGUGAGACCUUGUCACGAUGGUGAAGUAAGAAGAAUGUAUCAUCAAACAUAAAAUAUCCACCUGCUGAAUGUUAGGUGACGUUUUUGGCGCUGUCAGACGACACAAACUCUGUUGUCUCAGCUGGUGUUGAUGGCUGGGUCAGGUAUUGGGAUACUAAAUCUAUAGUUGACGCAGAAAUAGACACUGAUGUAUCCAUUGAUUAUGUACUGGAGCCCAAAUUUGAAUUCGGCAUCACCAAUCCUGAAGUUGGAUGUUCUAUUCGUUGGAUGUUGUAUGGAGCCGCGAAUGAGUCCCAUUACUUUAUACGCGAUUCUUUUGGUAAGCUUUGGAAGUUAUUAGUUCCGGGUGCGGACGUGAACCAACUGCCAGCAGCCUGCCUGUCAGCGUGAGUCACAUUGCCACCGCUCGUCUUACAACAGAGUAAUUAUGCAUGCAGGUUCCAUGCUGGGUCAAUUGAGUCCCUUGCGGUGUCUUCCAUAGAUCAUUUUGCUGCUACCGCUGGAUGUGACGGAACAGUACGUUGCUGGGACUAUAUAGCCCGCCGGCAGUUGUACUUGCUAGCUCAUAAUCACGCGGUCACAGCAUUGUGUUGGGCACCUGUUUUCUUGGACUCCCAAUGUCGCACGCUAAUGGUUGGCUUUGAUAACGGUGUCGUCCGCGUGCUAUACCGCGCAGGAACACAGUGGCUCUGUAUCCAGUGCUUUAAGCCUCAUGAUACUUCCGUCACAAAAGUUGCUACGUCCCCAGAUGGGAAAUACCUAGCAACUGGCUGCGCUCACGGUGUUAUUUUUCUGCUGCAAACUCAGAAACUCGACCUUGGUACAUCACAAUUGCCAUAUGAACCUAUCGGGUUUGUGAAUGUUGGUGGUCCCGUGUCCUCAUUGUGCUGGCAGAAGGAUAGUCUGAAGUUGCUGAUAACUGCGAAUGGUCGUCUUAUGAAUAUUGAUUGCAGCGGCCAGUUAGACGUAAAGGGAUCCGGAACUUAUGAGCUGUGCUGUCCUGUCAAUGAGCGCCACAUAUCGUGGCGUCGUGAAGAUACAGCUACUUCUGACAUAGAUGACUCGCAAAACUCACAUUCCGCCACUCCUGUACUUGAAGCUGCAGUCUCAUGUGCGGCAUAUUUCGAUAAUAAUACGAUCCUAACUGCCGUUACAAACAGAAGUGGCUUAAUUCAUGUGAUUGACAGAGGCACGCAUAAUUUGGUUGAGUCUCUUCCUGUUGGAAUAAACGCCGCUAAGCCCAACGCGGCCGUACUUCUUGUUUACUACGAAAUUCAUUUAUCUGUGGUUGUGACGGCCAGUGAUGAUGGAACAGUUUCUGUGCGUCAAGCUGACCCAAAACUACACUCCGAACGUUUCUGUGUUGUGUCACAGCCGCACGAUGCUGAUGCACGUGUAAACGGUGCUCUCGUUUCCUACGACGGCCAUUUUUUGCUUUCAGUUGGAUCUGAUGGUUUAUUUGUUAUCCAGCAAUUGAAUUUGAAGGAGCUGAAAUUACAAGCCUGUAACAAAGAAACUAGAAAGGCAAACGACUGUUUUGAGCCUCACGAGUUCGUGUUAUCCGAAGGCGAGCCUCCAUCUGCUCAAGAUGGAUUUCAUGUAGCAAGAGCUGACAUUUCAAGUGACAUACAUGAUAGGGCGAAGGAAUCCGCUCAUCUGCAGGCAGAUGACUUGCCAGACAGUGCCUAUUCUUUUGAAGCCAGCCGAGCGAAGCAAGAAAGAGAUCAAGUCUUGGCAGCCGCGGAGAAAAAACGGGAAGCGGUCCGCAAAGAAAUAGCACACAUACGGGAGAAUUUCGAAAAUAUCGUUCCUAAAAUCCAAAAGGACACAGAACCUCACUUAUAUAACAUGCAAGACAGUGAUUUGGUCAUAGAUCUCGAAUUCAAUCACACAUGGAAGCAGCAAGAGGACGAACUUUUGGAAGCAGUCCGUCAGUCAUGCCAAUACAAUAGUCAAUACUCAAAACUUCUCUUGGGCAAGCUUAGAGGUCGUUAUGUAACAGAAUUACAAAGAAUGGGCCCCAGCCUAAUGGAAGGUCAGACAAUUGCAGCAUUGAGAUCAAGGCAAAAGGUCGGUUCAUUUCGUCUAGCGCAAGUAAAUAGGGAUAUGCGACUGCUUUUGUUGCAAUUACAUUCUAACCUACGCUAUGAGGAGCAGCCCGAGGCUGAGCCUAUAACAACAAAUGGUUUGGUGCCCAGGGACGAAGCAAGGACGGCAGAGCCGGAAAACACUUCGGUUGUCUGUGGCAGGAAUGCUAAGCGGCCCUCCGCUCUGGAGUCUCGCAAGUUGUUGCGUUUGAAUCGCCAAGCAAAACUCGUAGCUAUGGCCGCCAGACGCCCUUCAGCCGACACGGAUGACCCCAGAGACGUGGAAGCCAUCAAGCGGGCAAAAGCUCAACUCGGUGACUACAAAAUGAAAUCUGAGCCUUCAUAUGAAAUCGCGCAAACAAAGCAAAUAAACACAGCAAAUAAAAGACGGCAGAUGCUAUUGCUACAGGAAAAUAUCGACUCGAUCAAACUAAGAUAUAAUAAACGAUUUUUGGGUUUACGAGCAGUAAAGAGGCUAAUGACUCACUCACUACGUAACGGGGUUGAUCACGUGAGAAAGGUUAGCCGUGCACUUGGCGUAGAAGCAAAUUCUUUGGUAGCAAAUGGGUUUGAGCCCGCCCUAUCUUUGGAUGAGUGGCCGGACGUGGCGAGAGAUUUAUCAAAGACCGAACUUGACUCAUUUCUAUCUGGUCAUAUCACCGAGAUGUCCAGCAGGCCAUGUUCAAAGUCCAACGGGAACCCACUAGGCAACGUCAUCGCGGCUAGAAGCGUCAGAUCUGCCGUCAAUCUGCCUGUUUUUCGUCUCCUGGACAAUGAGGCAAUUAGAUCAACAGAUUCUUGCCUCCAAAAAGAGGAAGAUCUGAUUUUAUGUAAUCAACUUAGGCACCAGCGGUCCUUCAUUAUACAUAAAAUUGACAAACAUGUCCUUGCUUUUGAAAACGCAUUGAAUGAAUUACGCAAAGAAUACAUCCCUCUUCAAGCAGAUUUGAAAGCAGCUGAUGUGAAAUUGACGAUCAUGCUUCAGGUUUGUUGAUGCGUUUGUUUCUCAUUGGAAUGUGGUUUUGUAGGAACUAUUACUAUUAAAAACGCACGAGGCCCGGGAUGUUGCCAUGAAAGAAAACCUUAAUCUUGCAUGUCAAAAACAGCAUGAUGCAUCAACAGCAUCAUCAGAUAGCUUUUUACUCCUUGCAGCCAAAAAAAACGACCGGGAUGUAUGCCAAACUCAUGAGAAAGCAAUUCUAUCUGAAUUUCUAAACGCUGUACCUAAGCAACAUCAGUUUCACAAACCGUUACUUAAGGUUUUUAGUAAGAAACUCAAAAGAUCGAAAAAAAAUAUCAGCGGCAAUACUAGCGAAGAUGAAACAAACGAAGAUGAGGAGGACAGCGAACUCGAAGGAGAAGACGACAAUUCAGACAGUGAAGAAGACGAGACUUGUCCGGCUGGCUGCAACAUUAGUCUUUAUGAGCAAGUAAUUGAGCUCCGAGAAAGACGCCUGGAUCAGGAGGACAUCUUUGCUGACAUUAAGUGCGCCAUUAAUGAAGCUCAGAAAGCCUAUGAUCGGCACGUACAACAGGAAAAACAGAUACAACGCGAUGUUUGUUCUUAUGUCGAAGAUAUUCAUUCCUUUCAGACAAAAAAACAGCAAACACUGAACAAGUGAGCUAAUUUGUGUGUCAUGAAUUGGCUUUAUUCACCAACUCACAGGCUUUAUUCACCAAUAGCAUUGCAUAUGAAUCAGCUCUACGUCUUCUCCCCCCGAAGUGUAGACAACGAUAAAAUCAUUGUCACCCAUUACCCACGAGCAGAGAUGAAUGUCCCAACUGAACUGGCGAUAGCGCCCCUUGCCGAAAUGGGGGACGCUGUACUCUUCUCCAGGGCUUGCCUGGAGAAGCUACACACUCGCAUUUUUGUUCUAAAAUCCAUCAACAAGAAAGAAAAGACUCAUUUUUCUGAACUACACCGAAUAAAACGACGACUUGAACGUGUCAAGGUUACCUUGGAAGUUCAAACCACUAAAUUGCGCAGUAAAUGCACUGAUCUUCAAAUGCUAAAGUAAUACAAAACGAGAGUCAAAAAUAUCUUAUUCAUGUUCUUGCAGGUUCGGGCAAUUAAUCAAUCUUGAUAUUUUGGAGCGUGACUCAAUAAACAAAGGUUGUCUUUACAACUCAACUAUCCUAUGAGAUUGUCUUUUUUAGACCAACAAGCCACAAAUGAGAAGAUACAUAAGAUGGAUAUGGUCAAUACUGGCGAGCUGAAUAAGCUAAAAAGGCUCCAGUCGGUCCUCCGCGACAAGCUCCGGAGCAUAACUCGUCAGAAUACAAUUUACUUAACUCGAGUAGCAACGUCAUCAGCCCGCCAGUUCCAACUCGAAAAAGACCUUGAUUUCUCCAAAUCCUCGUCAAAUGAUGGAAUGAAAAAUAAUAUCUCUGGACCUUUAUCGUGCUCUGAGGCAGAAGAGCGCAACCGGCUCGUAGCACUAGUCAAAAUCCAAGCAAAAGAAAUUGAUGCCCUCAAAAUGGAAAUAAAUUUGUUGCGCAGAAAGGGGGGACACGUGUAUGCUUAUUCUGCAUCACAUAAUGUGACGGGUGUACCAUGAUCCUCAGUCAGAUGCCAGUUGAUUGUGACUCAUUAAGAAUGACAGAUCGACAAAUUGAUUGUAAUCGAACACCGUCUGCACUCCCAACAAUGAGUUGCUCUCGACCGCUUUGGCUUUGGUGUAUACACAGGAACCUGUGGCUUUGCUUUUUUGCAUUCCUCUGGUAAUCAGGACUUUGGUCAACAUAGUUACAAUAACCCCUCCCCUGGCCGGACCGGGUAAUUUUUUGGAGUACAUUCUGCCUACCUUCCCUUCCUUACUAGUAGCUCCAAUUAGCCUCAGAUUAUUAGGAUAAAUCAGUUUGCGACGCUUAAGACUCCGUGAACUUGAAGAAGACCUCGAA
This is a messenger RNA of Pelagomonas calceolata, 5972 nucleotides long. NCBI's taxonomy places the organism in Eukaryota, Pelagophyceae, Pelagomonadales, Pelagomonadaceae. The record is from the annotation of a GenBank genome assembly.